AUGGCGCUCAACACGCACAGCCCUAUUGCCAGCCCUAUGAACGAAAUUAGGAGGUCGCCACGGGACACGCCGCAGACUUGGGGAUGGGUCAGCGCCGACGAGCUUCGUCUUUUACGGUUCUGCAUGUUGAACGUGGCAUUCGAACUGGAUAAGACGAGGGUGGACCGGACCUUUGCGGAAUAA
Pyricularia pennisetigena is the source of this 183-nucleotide messenger RNA. RefSeq lists its product as uncharacterized. Lineage: Eukaryota; Fungi; Ascomycota; Sordariomycetes; Magnaporthales; Pyriculariaceae. The transcript is spliced from 2 exons. The record is from RefSeq and is a predicted model, not a curated record. The coding region runs from base 1 to 183 and encodes 60 amino acids.